Messenger RNA from Vigna angularis (adzuki bean), 1054 nucleotides. RefSeq names its product EPIDERMAL PATTERNING FACTOR-like protein 3. Lineage: Eukaryota; Viridiplantae; Streptophyta; Magnoliopsida; Fabales; Fabaceae. Bases 584 to 991 code for a protein of 135 amino acids. The transcript is spliced from 3 exons. The record is from RefSeq and is a predicted model, not a curated record. Gene Ontology annotation, biological process: stomatal complex development; guard cell differentiation.
UAAUAACUGUCACCCUGCCAUUGAUUUCUUUCUUCUGUAUAUGGAAAUGAAAUUAAAGCAUCACUAAAAGACAAUGGCUCUGCAGUCUAGAUAUCAAAAUCCUUAUUUUAAUAUGAAAUAUCAGAAAAAUUAUGAGGGUGUUGCAGGUGUUUUCAGACCCAAAAUGGGUGCUGUCAUUCUGCACUAAUAGAUCACCAUAUAUUGUGCAAUGCUUUUAGAUUGAUUGUAAGAAAGAUAGGCUUAGACUUUGGCUUGGCUUAAGGGUGAAAGAGAGUGGAAAACAGACUACUCUUAGAGCACCUAGUGAGGUGUCAAAAGAAGGUGAAACUUGUGCUAGUGAAGCAAAAUCACUUGCUUCUCAAGCAAAAUCUCUCUCAGCUCUCUGCAAGACUCAUCUGAUAAAACUUUGGAGUUUAUUCUGAUCUUUUUGGGAACUACAAUUGUUAGCUACCCUUUCUCCCCUUCUUAUAUUUCACAUUUCACACCAAAUCAAUAAUCAUGCCUUGCCUCUUGUUGUGAAGGGAGAAGCAACAUUCACAUCAUCAUCAUCACAUUCAUCAUUUGCUGUUUUGAAAAUAGAAAAAUGAAAGUAACAUUAUGUUGUUUUCUUCUGCUAGCUCUACAAAUAACUAGUUGGGAAUCUGCAGUUUUAGCCACAAGAUCCUUUCCUCCUUCUGAUACCAUGUCCAAUCCAGGCCCCCAAGAGGCACCAGUACCAAUGUCUUCACCACAGAAUACUGUAGAAUCAGAAAAGGGUCUAAUGGACAAGAAAGUUAUGUCGGAUUCAAUGGAAAAAACAUACAACAUAGGAGUGAGGAAAAUAGGAUCAAUUCCACCAAGUUGUGACCACAAGUGUUAUGGUUGCACUCCAUGUGAAGCUAUUCAAGUUCCCAGCACCAGCAGUAGAAACAAUCAUUUGGGUUUGCAGUACUCAAAUUAUGAGCCAGAGAGUUGGAAAUGCAAGUGUGGUCCUUCCCUCUACAGCCCCUGAUGAAUAUAAUAUAUGUUUCUCCUGUUCAUACCAUUCAAUAUGAAUAUAGUAGUUCAUAUAUAA